AUGAAGAGUGUGUACCUGGUUGAUUGGUUCCCUGGUGGAAGUUCAAGUGGCAUUAAGGGACAGCCGUCAUGGAGUAAAAUAAAAUGUGAUAACCCCUUUUGUGACAGUCACUCAAGGAAUGCUUGUGCCUACGAGAUAGGUAAACUUGGCAUUCGACAGGGAUCCUGUGUGGAAAUUCCAAAGUGCCGUAGAUGGAAUAUUAUUGGUUAUUCGAAUGUCAUUCCAUCUCCGAUGGCGUCGGCGAGCAAUCCUUUGAGCUCUCGCACUGGCGGCUCUGGGAUCGAAUCGGAGUUUACAGUGAUUUGGGAUUUCAAUGGGAUGCUCUCAUCCUAA
This is a messenger RNA of Ilex paraguariensis (yerba mate), 333 nucleotides long. NCBI's taxonomy places the organism in Eukaryota, Viridiplantae, Streptophyta, Magnoliopsida, Aquifoliales, Aquifoliaceae. The record is from the annotation of a GenBank genome assembly.